Messenger RNA from Zygotorulaspora mrakii, 1299 nucleotides. RefSeq names its product H3 histone acetyltransferase RTT109 (gene RTT109). Gene Ontology annotation, cellular component: nucleus. The record is from RefSeq and is a predicted model, not a curated record. The coding region runs from base 1 to 1299 and encodes 432 amino acids. Gene Ontology annotation, molecular function: histone H3K56 acetyltransferase activity. Gene Ontology annotation, biological process: DNA damage response. Lineage: Eukaryota; Fungi; Ascomycota; Saccharomycetes; Saccharomycetales; Saccharomycetaceae. The transcript has a single exon.
AUGGCAUUGAGGGAAUAUUUAGCUCAAGCUCUACCUGAUCAAGAGCAAUUUGAAAUUCUGCAUUUACAAAACCCGUCUAAGGAGUCACAUCCUGUCAUAACACCACAAAGUUCUAAUAAAUCAGGACUUAUUACCGUAAAAAAUCAGCAUUUCUUUGCACUAUUUCACAAGGAAAAGGCAAUAUAUGCGCUGGAAAUUUAUGUAUAUAUUACAUUAACUCCAGAAGUGCAGGAUACCAUUGCAGAAAGAAUCGUGUUUGUUUCCAAAGCAGAUACAAACGGCUACUGCGACUGCGAAGUUAGCUUCAAAAAGAUCACCCAACAAUUGCUCAGAUACGUCUUAUCCAUUAAUCCAAAUUACUAUUUACAGAAGGUAAUACCAAGGCAUAGAGAGUAUCAUAAAUUUGAUAAACAUCUUAUCACAAAGAAAACAAAACCUACAGAUGCGUUACGACUACUUGCCAAAAGGCAAGGCGAUGUUAGCCUUAUGUCCAGUAUAAAUUUGAAUGUAGGAAUCUAUCACAGCUUUCAGUGUCAGCCGAACAUUAUCACCAAAAUAUGCCUCUUCACCAAGCCAUCGCCGCAAUAUCUUUUCGCCGAAUCAUCAAAAAACCCAAAGAAACAUCAAUUGGAUGGAGCAAGCUUACUGAAAUGGUGGCUAGAUAUACUUGACGAAUUGAUAGUGGAAUGCUUCGACCAGAAUACAACAGCCAAUCUUCGCAUACCUGGGGAAGAUGAGACAGUGGUCAAUCGCUAUCUCAGAGGUUUGAAACACAAUGGCUGGGAGGCUGGUGAUUUGUUUACCAAAAAGUCAAACGAAAAGCACGAUCUGGCAGCUUUUAGAAUACCGCUAUUUCCUGACGAUCCCAAAUCGCGUUUUUUGCAUCAACUUGCAGAUGAAGGGAGGAUCCUUUCAAUGUAUCUAAAAGCAUACUGGGCUGAGCUUCAGGAACGUCAGGAGUUUCGACUCAGCGUUACCGUGUCCGUGAUAGGUAUACAAGGACAUCAAGCUGAGGAACCAAUCUAUGUACCUAAUAAUAAGCACGAUGUGUUUUUAACAUCCUCAAAGAAGCAAUUCAACAGCAUUAAGAACUACAUCACUGGAGAAGCAUACGAUACGAUAGAAGGCGCUUUUGAGGCCUACCUUAACGUAAAAUAUUUUCUAGGAGACAGAUUUGGACGAAGGCUAAUCAAAGUCGAGGGUGUGGCGAAAUAUCGAUGGAUUAAAAAAGAGUCAAUUGAGAAGAGAAGGCAGGAUAUAAUUAAUACAUUAUCUGUUCGCAAAAAACCAAAGAAAUAA